This is a messenger RNA of Penicillium vulpinum, 336 nucleotides long. RefSeq lists its product as uncharacterized. Bases 1 to 336 code for a protein of 111 amino acids. Lineage: Eukaryota; Fungi; Ascomycota; Eurotiomycetes; Eurotiales; Aspergillaceae. The record is from RefSeq and is a predicted model, not a curated record. The transcript is spliced from 2 exons.
AUGUCGUGGGAGUUGCUUUUUGCGCGUGGAGGGCUUGAUUCCGCUAGUAAAGAGCUAGUGCGGAUGUUUGAUUAUCUUGCGAAUACCAGGUCGCUUGAGAAAUGGGAGGACUGGAAAAUCCAGUCCAACCCUAGCACAUCUUCUAAGAAGUUUGAAGAUCUUGCGGGAAUUGUUGAAAUCUGUACCAACUGGAUCGACAAAUGGGCAGAUAGAGAGACUACGACAGCUCUCCCACCAGGCGCAGGGGCUCACCGUUACACUCCCACAUCAACCCCACACAAGAACCUCCCGGCUGCUGCUCACCAUUCCCUCUUGCUUAUCUCUAUCAUUGCGUGA